UUAAAUAGAAUAUCAAUGCUUUUGUUGACUUAUACCAAAUUAUCCAUUCAUCCAUCCAUUUUCUGUACAGCUUAUCAUGGACAGGGUGGCAGGGAGCCUGGAGACUAUCCCAGGGGACUUGGGGUACAAGAGUUUACCAACAUCAAUGAUGAAGCAGCAUCUGUUCAUACUCCUGUUUUUCACAGGAGUUGUCCCCCUUGUCCAGUCUGUGACCCGUAAGUACUUUUUGGUCCAGCAGGGAAGAAAGUGGACUGAUGCUCAGACUUACUGCCAAGCCACAUACACCGACUUGGCUAUCAUCAAAAGUAAUGAUGACGUGAUCCAACUACAGAAUGAAGUACAGAGUCAGAAAUUCAGUUCCAGUGCUUGGAUUGGAAUGUACAGUAAUAUUUCCAGCUGGCACUGGUCCCUUGGAUAUGAACCAGUGACAAAUAUAUUGGGAAAUUGGGAUGUUGGAGAGCCAAAUAACAAUGGUGGAAAACAAAACUGUGGCGCUGCAACUCCCUGGGGUUGGUGGGAUCUGAAAUGUACUGAACUGCGCCCCUUUCUGUGCUUUGAUGAAACAAAAACUGGCAACAACAGGUACAUUUACAUAUCUAAUACUGUACAAUGGUCCGAAGCUCAGGCUUACUGCAGACAGUAUCACACAGACCUGGCCAGUGCGAGAGAUGAAACAGAAAACUCAUUUAUACAGGCACUAGUCACCGGAAUUACAUGGUUUGGACUGAUAAAAGACCCCUGGAAGUGGGUAGAUCAUACCAACUUCUCUACUAUCAGCUGGAUGUCUGGACAACCUGAUAAUGGCCAGUGGGAUGAAAACUGUGGUUAUAUAUAUAUGGGUGAGGCCGCUGAUGCAUCGUGCUCAGACAUUUUGCCUUUCUUCUGUUACUCAGGAACCACAAAACAACAAAUCAUGAAGAUGAAGAUCCAGUCCAGUCAGGAUGUGAAUGAUCCUGCAGUAAAUGUGGCCAUCUUGGAGAAGAUCAAGCAGAAACUGAAGGAUAAUGGGAUAGUAGAGGACAUUGAGGUGAAAUGGAGAGCACAACCAGAUGGAGAGGUGUUUCACAAGGAGAAAUAAACUAAUACUGCAAUAGAAAAAGGAGGUCUCUAAGUCUAUAGCUGUGUCUCAAAUACAGUAAUUCUGUAGUGCAUUAGUCAUUUUUGUUGAGUAGUAUGUUUACUCAGUAAAUGUAAUAAGACGUAGUUCACUAUUGGAGGGAUGAUGAAGGUGAAAUAAUUAUUUACUCACUUUAAAAAUGCAUAUAUACUUUAAAAACUUGUAUAUAGACAAUAUUCUUAGUGCUUUCCUUAUUCUAAGCAUUAAUUAACCAUUUUAUUCAUGAUCAGGUAGAAUUCAUGGAUUAUGUGAUGUAAGAAUCAGUGAUUAAUGUGCAGGAUUAAUGUGCAGAAUAUGUGUAGAAAUGUGCAGAAUAUCCCCCCUGCUGAAUCUCUCCUGCUUCCUCCUGUAGGAGCACAUCACUGUGCUUGUUUAAUUCACUGAGCUUUAAAGUUCUUAUAAUGGGCUUCAAUUAUCAAUAUUUUAGUAAAGUCAUGUGUAAAAACAACAAAGAAUGAACAAAAAAUUCCACCAGAUUUACAAAAGUUUUGGAAAGGCUUAUUUUCUUCAUACACACAUACCUAUAAAAAUGCAAAGCACAUUCCCAAAAAAUCAAGCACACAGAAGGCUGGAAACAAAAUGAAAACAUGACAGAAGAGGCAGAAAGGUACAUAUUUUGACUCAUGUCUAUGCCAAUAAAACAUAUUUUGUAGUGUACCAGCACCUGAAAAGAUCAACAUCUUGAGGUAAAUUACAGAAAAGGUGAAAUAGGUGUGAAUUAAGUGAGGUGAAAAGGUGGUGAGGUGAAAUUUAUUUUUCAUAUUUUUUAAUUAAUGCCAAUGAUGGCUUAGUGGUUAAGGCUCUGGGUUACUGAUAGUAAGGUUGGGGGGUCAUGGCUGUCCCUGUGCUCUGACCCCAACUUCCUAACAGUCUGGCAUAUGCAAAGAAUGAAUUUCACUGUACUAUCUGAUCAAUAAAGACUUCUAUUCCAUUCUUUGAAAACAAAUGGGUUUCACAUAAUUUUCUUGAUAGUACUCUUAGGCUACAUUCACACUCCAGGCAACAGUAGCCCAAAUCAGAUUUACUGACCAAAUCCCAUAUUUUUGUUAAGCUAUGUGAAACUAUAUGUGGCCUAUAUCUGACAUUAGUCUGAAUAGAUCACGCUCCUUAACUGACCCGCAUGUGCAAAACAACAGUGUGUCAUGUGAUGCGUUCAAGCUCGCUGUGAAAGGGACACAUUAUUCGGCCAUGCCCACUUCUAUGGUUCACAUCAUUGGUUUCUUUAAAUUGCUUUUCUUUCUUUCAAAGUUAAUUUUAUUGUUUUUUUCCCCAUACAAAUCAAUUUAACACAAUCCCUCAACCAUCACAGACUAUUCCCAGAAUCACGCCCAUGCUGACCAUUAUGAGAUGAAUCGAAGAAUAAUACAAAACGUAUUUGCCCCAUCCUGAUUUCUUGUUUAUGUGUAUAUCUCAUACUAAUCAAACAAAAUACAACAUUAAAGAAAGGCAACCUGAGUAAACACACAAAACAGUUUUUAUUUAUUUAUUUAUAUUGAAGCAAAAAAAGUUAUCAAACACCUAUCACCCAUGUGAAAAAUGUUCUGACAAUUAUUGUCUGAAGAAGUUUGUGAGGGAAAUUAUUCAUUUUUACUUUUUAAAAUAUAUUUGACAGUUGGGGCCUAAUUCUAAAAUCACCAGAUAUAAAAUGUACAACAGUUUUGUCUUGCUGCCAUCACAAAAUAAAAAUGUUUAAACCUCACGUAAUGUAGUCACGGAGGGUGUGUACAUUUUUCAUAUUACAUGAAGGGUAGGGAUCCUUAUAGACUGUCGAAGAGAAAUGUACUCAGUGUGUCUCCAGCGAUUUAUUUCACAUUGGAGUACAACCAUUUCUCUUUUUUGCCAUUAUGGACGAAACGCCCGUUUCUUUUAAAACAUCAUCUUUAAAUGUUUUUUCUACCUCCCAAAGAACCCUUGGACUUAAGAGACGAUAUUCUGAGUUGUUGACGCCCUGCUCAGGGUUAAGCAAGAACGUCUUUACAAUAUCUUCAUGAAGAAACUGUCAAACUAACAUCUGUUUUUUUUUUUCUUGGAGCAAAAGUCAGUGU
Molecule: messenger RNA, 3162 nt
Organism: Ictalurus punctatus (channel catfish)
Lineage: Eukaryota; Metazoa; Chordata; Actinopteri; Siluriformes; Ictaluridae
Product: putative C-type lectin domain family 20 member A
Exons: 6
Coding region: 77-1078 (333 amino acids)
Source: RefSeq, a predicted model, not a curated record